AUGAAACUACAGUUUUUAUCCAUCAUCACUUUAUUUGCUUGUUUAUUCACGACCACCAUCUUUGCUAAAGAAGAGACACCAGAGGACCCCGAGAUCACACAUAAAGUGUAUUUCGAAAUUAACCAUGGUGAUGAAAAGAUCGGUCGUAUUGUCAUGGGAUUGUAUGGUCUCACCACACCUCAAACUGUUGAGAAUUUUUAUCAAUUGACCAUUUCCACGGACCCCAAGAUGGGCUACUUGAAUUCUAUCUUCCAUCGUGUGAUUCCUAAUUUCAUGAUUCAAGGCGGUGAUUUCACUCACAGGUCUGGUAUCGGUGGUAAAUCCAUCUUCGGUAACACUUUCAAAGACGAAAAUUUUGAUGUCAAGCAUAACAAGCCUGGCAGAUUGUCUAUGGCCAAUCGUGGAAAAAACACCAACGGAUCACAAUUCUUCAUCACCACUGUUCCAUGUCCAUGGCUUGAUGGGAAACACGUUGUCUUCGGAGAAGUCUUAGAGGGUAUGGAUGUGGUUCACUACAUUGAAAACGUGAAGACUGACAGUAGAAAUAUGCCCGUGAAGGAAGUUGUCAUCGUGGAAAGUGGUGAGUUGGAAACUGUUCCUUUGAGCAAGCAAGACGCCGCUAAGCUGCAGGAACAGAUCAGAGCGGAAGCUAGUGAAGAGGCUCACGAUGAGUUAUAA
Molecule: messenger RNA, 678 nt
Organism: Saccharomyces mikatae IFO 1815
Lineage: Eukaryota; Fungi; Ascomycota; Saccharomycetes; Saccharomycetales; Saccharomycetaceae
Gene: CPR5
Product: peptidylprolyl isomerase family protein CPR5
Exons: 1
Coding region: 1-678 (225 amino acids)
Biological process (GO): protein peptidyl-prolyl isomerization; protein folding
Cellular component (GO): endoplasmic reticulum; fungal-type vacuole
Molecular function (GO): peptidyl-prolyl cis-trans isomerase activity
Source: RefSeq, a predicted model, not a curated record